GGCAUCAGCUGUUUGGUCGAUUUUGUCCACAUCUAAAUCGUCCCAGAUACCUAAAUGACAAGUGAAAACAUCGAUAAAUUUAGAGAGAUUUUAAACAAAUGGAGAAUAUCUUUCAAAAUACUAAUGUCUGGGUGGCAGAAGUGGGUGAAGCCCUCCACAGGUAUUCCUCAGCAACAGUGAAUUUUGUGAUUGAAACGAUUGGAGUGACAACUGACUUGUCCAGUGUUAUAAAACCGAGUGAUGAGUUGCUCCUGGAUGUGAAUGAUUUUCUGAGACAAUUCCCUGAGCUUUUGGUGUUUGAUUACUUCCAGUGGCAGUUGCUCAAGAUAUUCAUUUCAAUUCUUGUCACACUCGUCUUUAUGAUAUUUUGCGCGUGGUGGGUUUAUGGGGCAAGGAUUACAGAGAGUUUCAUGGAUCCAGGUCACAAGAUCGAUGAUCGAAACAACUUCAAGUACUACUCCCCACAUUUAUAAACUCCUGCGCAAAAAUGUAAAUAAAAUAAUGAAAUAAUAAUGCGAGAGAUCAGAUUGAAAAUAACAUAAGUUAUAUUUUCUCAUGAAA
Messenger RNA from Fopius arisanus, 561 nucleotides. RefSeq lists its product as uncharacterized. NCBI's taxonomy places the organism in Eukaryota, Metazoa, Arthropoda, Insecta, Hymenoptera, Braconidae. The record is from RefSeq and is a predicted model, not a curated record. The transcript is spliced from 2 exons. The coding region runs from base 99 to 473 and encodes 124 amino acids.